Molecule: messenger RNA, 3857 nt
Organism: Paramormyrops kingsleyae
Lineage: Eukaryota; Metazoa; Chordata; Actinopteri; Osteoglossiformes; Mormyridae
Product: DNA-binding protein Ikaros-like
Biological process (GO): regulation of transcription by RNA polymerase II
Molecular function (GO): RNA polymerase II cis-regulatory region sequence-specific DNA binding; DNA-binding transcription factor activity
Source: RefSeq, a predicted model, not a curated record
ACUGGAUUGUUGCAGUAAAUCCAGUUAUUCUGUAAUGAACCAUUAUUCUAGCCUCCACAUCAUUUACUAGAGAAAUCAACUGUUCCCUCCUUCCACUAGCAAGAAACUGACAUUGCCUCCAUACCUCUCAUUAAAAUUCACAGAACGGCAACAUAAUGCUAGACCAGUGUUUUGUGGACGCUCUGGGGGUCACCGAGGACUGGGUUGGGAAACACUGAGCUAGACUGUUGAAGGUUGGUGAGCACAUACCUGCUCCUGCUUUCAGUUUCAAGAUUAAGUGAAUAUGUUUGACUUACAGUCAGAUCAGUAUUAUUCAGUUGUUUGUUACCAUGAUCUAUGGUGGUUUUUUUUUAUUAAAAAGUUUAGCACCUUGGCUGAGUUCCUUUCAAUGACGUGGGUGUGUAUGUGUUGACCAUGCGCCUCUAAGGUACCAUGUGUUUAUGCAGCCUGCCUGGGGUUUUUGGCUGCCUGCUACGUAUAAAAGGGAGCUUCAGGGAUAGCACGUCCCAGAUAGAGCUGAGUGGCUCCUAAUAUCUGCAUGAGAGACCUCAUUUCUUCUUACUUUAACCAGUCCACAGAUGACUCUCACUGGCACUGGCCAUCGGUUUAAGGCACAGAAUGUUGUCGUCAUCUUUGCAGAAAGUUGUGUGAUAGUGGCAAAUGCACACAUUCACCAAAUGACUAUGGCUGAUUUGAUUAAAGUAGAGGAAGAGGUGGGUGAAGAGGGCCUGAGAAUGAAUUUAGGCAAAGAAGAAACAGCCCAAAAUGAGGUGGAGAUGUUGGAGACACCGGUGAUUGGCAGUCCCAACAACGAACAAGGAGGAGGAUUAAGGCCAGCUGCAUUUCGAUUACCCAAUUGUGACAGGCCCUUCCAGUGCAGCCAGUGUGGAGUUGCUUUCACGCAGAAAGGCAACCUCUUGCGGCAUAUCAAGCUGCACAGCGGGGAGAAGCCCUUCAAGUGCCCCUGCUGCAGCUACGCCUGCCGCCGCCGCGAUGCACUGGCAGGCCACCUCCGCACACACUCCGCUGGAAAACCAUAUAACUGCAACUUCUGUGGGAAAAGCUAUAAACAGCGUUCAUCAUUGGAGGAGCACAAGGAUCGCUGUCAUAACUAUGUGGAAACCAUCGACACAAACAUCUUGGCCACAGAGGAAGUGAAAGGUGGCACAGAUAAGACAUCUUUGUUAGAAGCUGUUUCCUUGGUGCCUUUCAACCAACCACCAGUAACUGAACGACUGCCAAGCACUGUAGGGAAAAGGAAAAGCACUGUACCACAGAAGUUUGUAGAUGAAAAGCUGGCGUACUACAGCUACCAAGCCAGCCUUAAAUAUGAGAAGGAGGCAGAGCUACUGCAAGCUCACAUAAUGGACCAUGCUAUUAGCAAUGCUAUCUCUUAUUUGGGCACCAAUGCAUUAAGGCCUCUUGUCCAUCACCCAACACUUUCAGUGACAGACAUCGUGCCUAUAGUCAACCCUCUCUAUACACAUAUGUAUCAACUAGGGCCCCAAAUGGAGCAGGCUAACAGGCAGACUGUUUUACCUCAACCAUCCAUUCAAUUAGAUUCCCCUUCCUCCAUCAACAGCUCUUUGUCCCUCAUUCGGCCUAAGAAUAGUCUGACUAACCAGGAGGAGUCCCCCUGUAACAGUGGCACUGAAUCUGCUACCUUCAAUUUCAACAGUCUACAGGAUAGGCCUGGCAGCUCCUCUAAUCAUGUUCCCUACCUCAGGUAUAGCAUGACGGUUGGUAAAGAAGAGGUGCAGGAGGUGGGGCCAGGUUGCAUGGAUGCCUCUUUUGACCAUUGUAUCACCAGAAAUGUUUACCGCGUCUUUAGCAGGGAAGGCAAGGAGAUGAGAACCUUUAAGUGUGAGCAUUGCCACGUGCUCUUUCUUGACCAUGUCAUGUACACUAUCCACAUGGGCUGCCAUGGAUACCGAAACCCUUUGGAGUGCAACAUAUGUGGUCGCUGCAGCCAAGAUCGCUAUGAGUUUUUCUCGCACAUUGUCCGUGGAGAGCAUAUCUUUCACUAGAGCGGUGAAUUUCCAUGUACUGUUUGAGAAGUGUUCCUGGAGGACAUCUGCAUAUUUUCAGCCUCCAAGUAAAUGCUGCCUAUGAGGACAUACUGUAUGUGCAUUUAUAGCAAUUCUUAUUAAGCCCAUUUAAAUCUACUGUAACAAAGAUGACACCUUUCGGAAUCAAAGAUUCUGUUUUAUUGGAAUGCAUAGAAUAAUCAAUUGUGUGAAGAUUUAAAUGUCAUGACUACCAUUCAUUUGUGGGUGGUUAUUAGUCUAAUGCUUCUUUCUCUAGAAUGGUAUACCGUUGAGCAUUUGAACACUUUCAUAGAACAUCCACAUAAAUGGUUUUAAGAUACCCUAAAUUUGCAUAUAUUGACGAUGAUAAAAAGUCAUGUCAUUUGUCACUUUAACUGAGACUUUGCACUAGUAAGUUGGAGCCAAACAUGGCUACCUCCAUUUUCAUAGGCUUUGGUUUUUGAGCAAGCCUCAAUAUUUAAGUUUUACAUGUCUUUUUAUCAUUUAAAUGUAUGGUAAUUAUUUAUAAAACCACUAUACUAUAUAAAACAACUCAGUGGUCUAAUGUCUAAGUUGUAUGACAAAUGUUUCUAGAUUUUAUUUAUUCUUCUUAUUAUUUUGUUAAGAAAGAAUCAGAAUUAUACUCCCAUCCUAUGUGUAAGGAAUUUGCAUGUUCUCUCUGUAUCAUGUGUGUUUCUUACUGCAGACAAAAGACAUGCAAUAGGGUGAACUGGUAUCGCAAAAUUGCCCAUAGCAUUGCUUGUGUGUGUGUGCCCUGUGAUGGACUGACAUCCUAUCCACAAUUUACCCGCAGCCUCGCACUGGUGCUACUUGGGAUAGACUGCAGGCUCCAAUGACCCCGGUCUACAUAAGCAUUUGGAAUGUGUGAGGUUUGGAAUUAGGCUUUAUAACUGUUACCAAAAGACAGCUGGCACUCUCUAUAUUUACUUUUCUGAUACUUUGUGUGAACAAUCUGUGAAACAUGCAAUAGCUUCUAUUUUUAUCACCUUGUGUGUAUGUAAGUAAGGUUUACUUAAUCGUUGAAAUUGAAAACUUGUCUUGCCGCACAUUUUUGGUUCUGGGGCUUAUAGUAGUGCCUUAUAAUUAUGCUAUUGUAUAUUGGCCACAAUUCUUUAGACUAUAUUAUAUAAUUAUAAUUUCGUUUUCAAUAGUUGUUCAAUUUUCACAUUGAAUGUGUAUAUUUUAUUUACAUACAUUACAUUCUUUUUAUUUCUUGUGUUAUUCAUUUUUAGUCAUAUUUUGAUACAUAAAUGUAAAACUAUCAAUCACAAAACAAUUCCUUAACUGAUUUUGUUUAAACAUGCCAAACUGUAGUAAUAUAUAUGUCCUACUGGAUUUAUAGCAAGACUGAUUAUGUAAUGUGGUUACAUAAUAUUCAUUUUUCUCUUCAUAUUGAUUUUUUACUUAGGAAAAACUAUAAAAAUUCAGUAAAGUUAAUUAAUUGUGGGACUUUAAACAUUUUGCAAGCAUUGCAUGGAUUCUGUACUGUAUAAUUUACAUGUUGCUAAUAAUCUGUGAACCUGCUGAAGUUUAUUUGCUUUUCGCUGUGCUGCAGUUAUGCGACUGAAGAUGGAAUGUACUAGUUUUCUUUAAAAAAUGUACGUCCCUUUACAGUAAACCUUCUUAAAAUGAAUACAGUGCCAAUUGCGAAACAUAAUGGAAAAAGUAGAAGAAAAUAUACUUGACCUGGAGUCUGUGGCACAAGUUGUACCUUUUACAUGAAUUAUGUAACAUGUUUUUCUUUCCAAACAAUGGUAAAAUGCAAAAUAAUGUUCUCUUUCUUUCUCAAAUGAAGCAAUUUCAUGAUCA